AUGCCGCCUCCAGAGAGAGUCAGCGGACACACGAACAACGUGCUCGACAAUGCUUAUCUCCGUAAGGACUCAUAUACUGCGUUUCAAUUAUACCACGCCACGCCACAAUGCAUUUACCGCGACACCCGUUGUGUGCUUAUAGGGCGGAUUCCGUCGGCGUUCAUGAAAGAGCAUAAAAUUACAAGAGCGCUCUACAAAUUUGCUGAGAAGUUCACGAAAGAGUCUGUUACGGGCGAGGUGGACCUUGUCAAUCACUUUGAAAUGGACGUGGUUGAGACUAUCGCCCAUGGAGAUCUCAAACAUUUGGAGCAGGACCAGCGGAAGCGCUCCGAGAGCCAAUCCGGUCAUAUCAGGGAGAAAUAUUUCCACUCACAUCAUCAGCAUAGCCGCAGGAAAAGAUCCAAGUCGUUCGCCGAGCGCAACAUCGCCGCAGAGGUUAAUGUUGAUCCGGUGCCUCUGGAUCCUAGUUCUGAUCCCGCUGCAUCCAAGCCCGCACAAAAGCGCAGCAGCUCGUUCACCCAUACGUUUUCAAGCUACCUCAACAGACAGGCCCCGAGUCUUGACUUUUUGUCGAGUCAAACGUCUGCUAGCACUCCGCCCACUCCGUUGCUGUCGCCUGCGAGCUCCCUUAUUUCUCCGCGCAUGAGUGUGGGUAGUGAAGUGGCUGCUCCGAAACAACCUGUAGCCGCCCUGGCUGAGCAAACCAGCCAAAGUGAUGCAUCGACGACUGACACAUUCCACACGCCCGCAUCAAGUUUGGCGUCUGAUGUUCAAGAAACUCCAGUCCGGUUGACAACCAGUUUGCGUGGUUCUGAACUUACAACCGUUCAGGCAGCUCUUAGUCUUGCACACACCACAUCUGCAUCGCCUCGGACCAGCACCCCAGCAUUUAAAGACGAUCUUGAACGUAACAUGAGUCCAGAAAGCGAACAUGAGAACCCGACUGUUUCAAGUACGGAGCUGGACCAAUUGCGACCGAAAUUUCGUCCCGACACUGCUCCUUCCCGCGACCACCACCACCAUAACAACGGGUCCCGUCCUCCGCUCACACGGGCUGUAACCACCAUCCCAGCCCGUAAACAAGUUGACGAUGACUUUCCCAAAGCACUCGAAAAGGUGCGUACUGAAACCCUCUCAGCUAGGCAAUCAUUAGAGGAGCCAAAGUCAUUCAUACUCGAUGCUCCCGAGCCUGAAGAAGAAGACAACGAUAACGUCCAAGAACUAGUUGCCCCUUUACUUCAGAUGAAAAACGCCGACUUUCGUACCGGACACCAUAGUCACAUGCGCGGGUUUGACCAUAUUCUUCACAAGAGGCGAGGUGAAGUGCUUUUUGUUCGCCGGUUUCUUGUUCAAGCUCGUGAAGUCCGCAAGCCCUUGGCAGAGAAUGCACCCUUGAAUGAGUUCACCUCGCAGUCUGUGUUGAUUGACCGCUGGAAAGAGUAUACUGUUGUUGCAAGACACACUGGCGAUGAAGAAGCUCCAGUUGCAUUGUAUUUCUACAAAGGGCUCGAGGUUGAUAAAGUUGAGCGUCGCAUGGAACACUUAUGGUCGCGCAGCUUUCGCUUUAAAGUUACCCUAACUCAAGACUGGAAGGCCAGCAUUUAUUCACCUGUCGAUCUCGCAGUUGCACUAUGGCGUACUGAAGUUGUCGAAGUUAAAGAAAAGAAAGCUUUCGUAGACCCCGGCGUGUUUUACAACACCCAACAAAAGGGUGCUCGCCGUCCUGUCACGCACAUUUACAUUUUUAAGGCCCAGAAUGGUUCUGCAGUUUCUUCUUUGCUUGUUUUUCUCUAUUUGGUUUUACGAUAUGAUCUGAAUACUCGUCCACUAAAAGUCCAUGUGAGUGAUUUUGACUUGCUAAUUGAGAUUCCUCCGUCUCUUAUAACAGAAGCGGCGAAAUCCGUCUUGAGCAAAAAGAAGGUCGAAAUUGUGAGUUAUCGUGAAGUCCUCUGCGCAACAUCAAGCCCGGCGAUAGUCAUUUCCAGCAUUCUAAGGUACGUUCAUGAUGUACUAGUUCGUCUUGGGAUGUUCAAAAUCACUACAGAACUGCCAGCAAAGGUAGCAGUGGCAUGGAGGCGGUUCGAUCGUUUACUCUGGGUCAAUGACAAGUCAGACAUCGAUCUGUUACAAUCUUGGGCUAUGAGACCAGUUUUCGAUCUUGAGUUUCUUAGUGAGUACCCCGAAAGUCGCCCCCUAGAAGUUAAUCUAGGUGAAGAAGAUGGUGAAAGGGUUUUAUUCGAGCCUGCACCGGUUGAAGGGUUCUGCACACGCCAUUGCCAAUGGUCUGGUCGUAAACGUCGCCAGCAGCUGGCGAACGUGACGUACUUGCAUUCACACGGACAUCUCCUAGCAUUCUCAUCUCCUUCUUUUGCCCGUCCUCCAGUUCCAAUGAUCAACGGUAAAGUCGCGGAGCCUUCUCAAGAAAUCUUCGAUAACCUACCCCUGAUCUGGGAAAAUGCUCCAUACGCUUUGGAUGUGAGUGGAAACAUCGACUGGAUUCUCAAGUGCCAAAGUCUCAAGGAAUUUGAUGCACAUGAUGCUUAUGCUCGAUUUGAGCGCAGGCGACGUGCCACCCUGUUGGUUGAAGCAGACGGCCUGUUAGAUAUGACCACGAUAGAAGCUAUUGUUGCGCACCAGAAAUCUGAAACAGGAUUUUCAAUUGUUUUCAUCAGUGGAAAAUCAGUUGAUUUCACGGUUGGAAAUUUAGAAGUCAGAGAUACCUGGGUGAAACAACUAAAUGAACUCAUCACCUACUGGAAGUUGAGAAAGGAAUCUGAUUCCCUUCGCCAACGAGCAUAUUAUCGAUAUAACAUGGCUCGUUUGGCUACAGAACAGGAUGAGGGCAUGGUAAGAUACGAAGACAAGUCCCAACUCGAUGCGGCAAUGGCCGACGCAUUCACAUUUUCCUCCUCACAGCUUAUCCGGAAUAGAAGUGUGAUACAUUGCGACCAUUUGUAUAUGAAGAACCACAAGUACACUUCCUUCCGCAAGUAUUUGGCUGUUUUGACGAUUACGCAUUUGAUCCUGUUUGAGGUAAAGCUCGACCGCACACAACGCUUCUCGUCUAAGCAACAAAUUUACUAUCGUUUCAACCGGUCCAUUCCUAUGAAAAACGCAUACUUUUACACAGGCGUACUUGCUCGAGACCACCUGAUGGAUCGAGACCGUUACUUUGACCAGACAAACCCUGGUGUUAAAGCGUUGCCUAGAGCAUUCCCCAACGGUUGGACUUCUCAGGACACAGAGAUUGACCGCUGUUUGGUUAUAUGGUCCUCUUCAGUGCGCAUAAGCACUGCGGAUAACGAACACAGACGGGCCGCCGUAUUUUUAGCCGACUCACGAUACCGACGUGACCGCUGGGCUACGGCCAUUCACCACGUGCUUGGCAAUGCGCCAACACCUGAAAUCGUAGUUAAAGACACAUAA
This is a messenger RNA of Wickerhamiella sorbophila, 3426 nucleotides long. Its product is annotated as Sporulation-specific protein 71. The record is from RefSeq and is a predicted model, not a curated record. Bases 1 to 3426 code for a protein of 1141 amino acids. Lineage: Eukaryota; Fungi; Ascomycota; Dipodascomycetes; Dipodascales; Trichomonascaceae. Gene Ontology annotation, cellular component: prospore membrane. The transcript has a single exon. Gene Ontology annotation, biological process: protein localization to prospore membrane; ascospore-type prospore membrane formation.